This is a messenger RNA of Nicotiana attenuata, 1200 nucleotides long. RefSeq lists its product as uncharacterized. The record is from RefSeq and is a predicted model, not a curated record. The coding region runs from base 1 to 1200 and encodes 399 amino acids. The transcript has 3 exons. NCBI's taxonomy places the organism in Eukaryota, Viridiplantae, Streptophyta, Magnoliopsida, Solanales, Solanaceae.
AUGGCACAACGCCUUCGGGAUCAGGAGGAAGAAGAAGAUGACGACUGCCUGUUGGUAGCCCGUGAAAGAAAAAAUGCUGGUGCUUCGAAGUCCGUCGAGCCGGUGAAGAUCGAUGUGGCUCAUUCCCGAGUCGAAGAAAUCUCCAAGGGGAGUUCAAAUAAAGUCCCCGAGCUAUUGUACAGAAAAAAGGCACCUUGCCUAGGAGGCCAUUUGGAGGGUGAGGCUGAACGGCCCAGUCCUGAGCCUCUUCAAAAUAAAGAUAACGCCUCGAGUGUAUCAUUUGGGGUAAUCAAUGUAGAUGAUUCACCUCCUGGCCCCGAGUUCUCCGAGGGGAAAAUCCGAGGCGCUCAGAAUAUGAGGUCUUCUGAAGUGGAAGCAAGCCAUGAAGGACAUGACAUCUUUCGAGAAUGCCUUGUAGGGCUUGAAGAUGGCCCCGCCCCAGAUGCUUCUUUCAUUUUUGAUGAGGCUGUGGUGCUCCACAAAAAGGUAUUUUCCAAGUCUCGAACUGAUCUUGCUCGAUGUGAGGCUGAGCUUAAAAAGAUUUCGAAAGAAAGGGACGAUCUUAUAAACCUCUAUGUUAAGAAAGAGGUGGAGAUCAGCGAUCUUCGAUUUUAUCAAAAGGCCGACUUAGUGGCACAGCUUCAGGAGGAGCUUAAGAUGAAAAAGGCCGAGACCUUGGGGUGGAGGCAAAGCAUGGACAAUCUCGCCUCUGAGAUAGAAACUCUUCGAGCAGAGCUGGCUUCCCUCGAACGUCAGUUUCAAAGUGUGAAGGAGGAGAGCCUAGCUCGAGGCCGCGACAUCGAGGAGCUUAGAGCUAAAUCCGCUGCUGAGUUGGCUAAGGACAGAUCUGAUGCUGAGGCAAUUAUGUCUUCGUACCGAGCCGAUGCUGAAGCGGCUAAUGCUCGGGCAAAGGAGAUCUCUUCUGCAGCAGAAGUUAAGUUAUCAAGUGCACUUGAUCAUGCUAGGCGUCAAUCUCGGAGGACUACCCUCGAGGAGGUACACGCUCGCGGCUUCGAUCUCUCCGCCGAUAUUGAAAGGGCAAAGAUUUUGGAAGAAGAGGCUGCCGCUCUGCUUUCCGAUGAGGAUGAUUCAGCCAAUUGCUCCGAGAGUGGAGGAGACAAGGGUGAAGUCUUUGAGGAUGAGGCUUUCGAAGAUGAGGCUCCCGAGGAUGAGGCUGCCGAAGAUGUGACUCCGAAGUAG